Messenger RNA from Patella vulgata (common limpet), 6231 nucleotides. RefSeq names its product serine/threonine-protein kinase LATS1. The record is from RefSeq and is a predicted model, not a curated record. The transcript is spliced from 7 exons. NCBI's taxonomy places the organism in Eukaryota, Metazoa, Mollusca, Gastropoda, Patellidae. The coding region runs from base 629 to 4516 and encodes 1295 amino acids. Gene Ontology annotation, biological process: G1/S transition of mitotic cell cycle; regulation of organ growth; positive regulation of apoptotic process. Gene Ontology annotation, molecular function: protein serine/threonine kinase activity; protein binding; ATP binding.
GAGGUCAGUUAAAUAUGUACAACCUAACACCCCUCAUUCGUGCCAUAUUGUAAGUUAGUCUAAAACCUUAGUCGUUGAAGGGAGAGUUCAGGGUUAGGAAUAUCAGCGAAGUUUUUCGCUGUGCGCCAAGGUCUAGUAAGUGUGAAAAAGACCGCUAAAAGGAAUUUAGAAAAAAGCUCUGUAAAUCGACGUCAAACCGGAAAGGAAUUUGACAUCGCACCAAAUAAGGACCACCACUGUUUGAUCCCAUUUUAUGUGGUGGAAUAUUAUAUUUUUUUCGCUUGAAUCUCCCCGGAACUAUUUUAUGUUAUUGACAACCUUGUCAGGAAACCUUCAAGUUCAACAAAGUGUGAAGAAGAAGUGUGCAUUAGUCAGUUAUUUGUUCAGGAUAUAUCACUGUAUAUACCAUGGUUAUAUUGCCCAGUUGAAUCAUAUCUUCCCCAGUAUCAACUGUGAGUUAUAGUGUAUAUUAACCAGGGAAUAUAGGGAUAGUAUAUAGAUAUAACCAUGUAAACUGGGUGUAUAAUGGACAAUUUGUACAGGAUUCAUGUACAAUUUGUAUAUAUGUAUCAAUCCAAGGAUUUAGGAUCUUUUUCUGUAGUUAAUUUCGUGUGUUUGGAAUUUCCCUAUGAGUCGAAGAGAAGAAGACUCGUCGGGUAGAAGACCGCUACUCUUUACGUUCGUCGGCAAUAACCGUCAAAUGUUGCAGGAAAUCCGCGACAAUUUAAGUCACUUGCGGAAAACGGAAGGGGAUGAGAGGAAUACAUUACAAGCUAAUAUUGAACUAUCGCAAAGUACGCCCAAUUUAUUGGAUAAAUCUACGAGUGGGAAAAUGACCCGGUUAAACUACCACCAGAAGGCGCUAGCGGAGAUAGCGGAGAGUUUACGACCGUACCAGACCGUUAGUAGUGACACGAGCAGUACAAGUAGUGCAUGUUCGACCGUAAAUGGAGAUAUAGACGUGAAUAGACAGAUGUUGUCACAGCUUGUUCAUCUAGGUCACGAUGAGGAGAUAGCCAGUAGAGCAUUAAAAUUAUGUAAUAAUAGAAGUGUUGAAACUGCUGAGGCGGUGAUGUCCAGAUUAAAGAAACAUGUUGAAGGCAGGAAUGGGAAUAGUAAAAUUUCAUCAGCUCUUGGACAAUAUCCAAAGGUGAAUCGUAAACAAAGUUUUGAAAGUAAAUAUGGUCCAAGUAGUCCUGCUGCAUCAGAUACUAACAGUGUACGUUCAGAUAGUCCCGGACUUAACACACAUCCUCAGCGUCAUCUCAUUAUAGAGAACCUCAAACCAAUGGCUAACGGACACCAGACUCCUCCUCCUUUACCGCCUAGAGUGCCAAUAGCACCACCAUUAACGCCACCUAGAGGACAGACACCGCCACCAGGUGACCUUCUUCAGGUUCCUUUUCAAGGCCAGAUAAAUAGUGGCAUUCAAUCAGCAUCUCAACCAGCCGUUAUUCCUGCUGGUCACGUUCAACAUAUGAUAAAGCUCAUGUCUCCGACAGGCGUACCGAGAGAGAACACAGCAGCCAAUCAACAGGCUUUAUUCCGCUCUCAUUUUGUUCAACAACAAUCUCCAUCUCCGACCCCAAGUCCUAACGGCAAUGCUUCCAUAAUUCCUCAACAAAGUAUGAAUCCGGUGACUUCAUUGAGUCGAUCAGUUUACGGGCAUAAUGGACAGUCUCGCCCCCUGACUCAUCAGUUACAGAGAGGGACUCUCACUCAUAAUGGUACAACCAAUACCAUAUCACAGUCAUCGGGCGUCACUGCACCACGCGUGACAAUAAAAAUGGCACACGCUCAGAAUCAAUUCAGUCAAGCUCCAUCAAGACAACCUCCAAAUGUAGUUCAUAUUCCCGGUAAUGGUCACCAUGAACAUUCUCAUUUGAUAACAUCACAAGUUGCUGCGGAGUAUGACAUCCAUGGCAACAUGCAGAACAAGAUUCCCACUUCCAAUGACGGAAAGAUUCAACUUAAUUUACCUAAACAAGUGACAGUGGCUCCUUCUCCUGUUCCGGCCGCAGUUCGGGCCUGGGGAACCAGUCACGCACCGAUUAUCAUGCACUCUGUAAAAAGUAAAGAAGUUCAGAAACCUGUCCCUCAAACAGCAACGGUACCAACUGUGCCCCCUGCAAACAAUCCAGCUUCUUCUACACCCAACUACAUAUCUUCAGUUCAGACUCAAGUUAAUGGAAACUCUGUCGCUCAAAAUAUGACGGCACAACAAGUCAACAAUAAUAAUAAUAAUAACUUACAUAAUGUCCAGAUUCAUUUUAAACGACAAAAUGGUCUGAACAUGUUGACGCCAGAACAGUUAGCGGCCAUACAAUCGCAACAAACUCAAAUACAGAUCCAUAUUCAAAAUCAAGCUGCAGGAGUCCAUAAUAAUCCACAAAACCACAUACAGAGUGUUCAGAUACAGAACAUGCAGCAAGGUCUACAACCUAAUUAUGAUUUUUAUGGACCAAGAUCCUGGCCCGACACACCUGGUUCAACACCACGAUCUGAUUCUCCCGUAUCACGGGCCACGAAUCAAUCUCCGCUCUCUGUGUUAUCUACAACUUCAUCUCCGUCAACUAAUUCUGAUAUACCCGACAAACCCCCUCCUCCUUACCCUGGCAGAUCGUAUGCUACUUAUGGACAUUUACAAGGUCAAGGUCAACCACCGUUACCUCCACGAGUGCCUUUACAACCACAUGGUAUGAAGCCGGCCCCUCAACUUCAGUCAUCUUACCCUAAUCCCCAUCACAUGAUUACCAUCCCGCCCGGACAGAUGUCAUCUGUUCACACCAAUCAAUCUAAUGCUCAACAACCCUCCACAAUAGUUCAUCCCAAUGCAAUGUCUAAUCAUCAGUGGUUGGAGAACGGUUCGUCGGAAAAACCCCCUCCACUCCCGCCUCCGCCCCAAUCUCGGAAUCCUCCGCAAAAUAGACUCAAAAACAAUCAAAAUAACUGUAAUAACUGUCAACAUUCCUUAGAACAAGGUGACGACACUGACACCGAUACAGUGUCGUCUGACACGUCAUGUCAAGAGACUCAUCGUUGUAUGUCGCCGAUUCCAGAAAGACGUCCGGAAGCGCGAGAACGAGAUCAGUUACGACGUGAUACAAAAGUUCGUAAUUAUUCUCCGCAAGCUUUCAAAUUUUUCAUGGAGCAGCAUGUGGAAAAUGUGUUAAAAUCUCACGACCAACGUUUGCAUCGCAGAUAUCAACUAGAAAACGAGAUGACAAAGGUUGGACUUUCAGAAGAAGCUGCGACUCAGAUGCGUCGCAUGUUGCAUCAAAAAGAAUCAAAUUAUAUCCGCUUAAAGCGUGCAAAAAUGGACAAAUUAAUGUUCGAUAAAAUAACGACUUUAGGGGUGGGGGCAUUUGGUGAAGUGACUUUAGUUUGUAAACGCGACCCGAAAACUCUGUAUGCUAUGAAAACACUGCGUAAAAAUGAUGUGAUAAAACGCAAUCAAGUGGCUCAUGUGAAAGCGGAAAGAGAUAUUUUAGCGGAAGCAGACAAUGAAUGGGUAGUAAAAUUAUACUAUUCAUUUCAAGAUCGUGAUAACUUAUAUUUCGUAAUGGAUUAUGUACCAGGCGGUGAUUUGAUGGGUCUUUUAAUUAAAAUGGAGAUCUUGGAAGAAAGCCUGGCAAGGUUUUAUAUAGCUGAAUUAGUUCUGGCUAUUGAAAGUGUUCAUAAAAUGGGAUUUAUACAUCGUGAUAUUAAACCAGAUAAUAUUCUAAUCGACCGGGAUGGGCAUAUUAAACUCACAGAUUUUGGAUUAUGUACAGGAUUUCGCUGGACCCAUAAUUCGAAAUAUUAUCAAAAAGACGGAAGUCAUGCUCGACAAGAUUCAAUGGAGGUCAGUAGCUGUAAUUUAGAUGAACAUUGUCGCUGUGAAAUUCUCAAACCUUUAGAACGUCGUCGAAACCGAGAACGGCAAAGAUGUCUGGCUCACUCAUUAGUUGGUACACCCAAUUAUAUCGCACCGGAGGUCCUCUUGCGACAAGGUUAUUCUUCAGUUUGUGACUGGUGGAGCGUUGGUGUGAUAUUAUUUGAAAUGUUAGUCGGACAUCCACCAUUUUAUGCUCAUACACCUAUAGAAACACAACAAAAGGUUAUCAACUGGAAGAGUACAUUAAAGAUACCAUCAGAGUCCAAACUGUCGCAAGAUUCAAAAGAUCUAAUCUUAAGAUUACUCUGUGGGGCCGAGGAACGUCUGGGUGUCAGUGGGGCAUCAGAAGUCAAAAAUCAUAAAUUCUUCGCUUCGAUCAACAUGGAUGGAUUGAGAAAACAAAUAGCACCUUUUGUUCCAAAGAUUCGAUACGCUACGGACACGUCCAACUUCGAUCCAGUGGAUCCGGAUAAAUUACGGAACAGCGACUCAGAAGAUUUGAUGAGAAGACUUGAUUCCAAAAUGGAAAAUGGCAAACAUCCCGAACAUGCUUUCUUUGAAUUCACAUUUCGACGAUUUUUUGAUGAUGCUGGCCAUCCGUGUCCCCUCCCAGACCCUAACUCCCCGGUUUAUGUUUAAAAUUGUUAAGUUUUUUUCAGUUGUUAAGAAACUAUGCCAGCCUAUUUCCAAAUUCACAACAAAUUGUUUCAGAAGCCAAUUGCUGGAUUUCAAAAGCCAACAAACUGUUGCCGAAGUCAAAUUUAUUUUGGAAGUUUUUUGGAAGUUGUAUUAGGUAACAAGGCUUAAAUUUGUUGUUUUUGUUGAAACUGCUUCAGAUUUUAAAUUAAAGAAACUGAGUCUUUUAAAAUUGAAAUGAUUUGCAAAUUUUAGAACAAAAAGUGCUGUUUUUUUUAUUUAUUUUUUAUUUUUUUAAAAAAAACCAGGGUGGGGGAUGGGGACAAAAAGUCCUAGUUGGAUUCCACAUUUUGUAAAAUCUUAAACGAGGAAAACUCUUAAAAGAGAAAAACAAAAGAAAUACAAGAGUCCGUGAAGGACAAGAGAAACUAAAAACCAAGAGCCUCUUGAAUGAAUUGUAUCCUAAUUUUGGAAACAAGAUUUGGACUACGAAUUUAUUUGGGGCUUUUUUCGACGUUAAUCUAACGAAUCCGACACAUUUUAACCAAUAUUAUGAUGUGAUUUAGCAGAGCUGAUAACGAUAUGAAGUAAUGGUGUAUAUACCUUGGCGCAUUCAUAUACCCACCCUGACGGAUAAAAAUGUUAAAUACAACAUGGAGAAUGAAACAAAAUAAGAUUUGAUAACAAAAUGUUAAAUGGGAAUUCAACUGGUCGACUUUCAAUAAUACAGAUGUCCAGAUCAUACUUUUAUUUUAUUGUCCAUCAAAUGGAAUAAAAAACUGAGGGUAGUGUUGAAUCAGAAAUAAAGUUGUUUAUGGCAGAAACAAGCUAAAACCAUAUGUCAGUCUCAAAAAAUGUAAUAAGUACCAUUUUCAUACUAUGAUAGUAGAGUAGGCUACUAAAACCUUUUGGUUACUUUUUUUCUAAAUUGUCACAGUAUAAGAAAAUCUUAUAUCUAAAUUUAUUCAUAUUUCAAACUUAGAAUCAUAAUUUAAGAAUUAUGCAAAUAAAACAUUAAGAUUAUGUUGGCCUACAGAAUUUAUAUUAUUUUUUAUUGAAGAAUAAAAAUAAUAAAAGUAUGAAAUAUAGCAACUGAUUGCACACUACCCUAUAAGAGAUAUUCAUUGUUUUGUUAAUGACCUAUCAUUGUAGUUUAAGUUAAGUUGACAGAUAAUUCUGGUCCUGUUUUAUUCAGUCUUGAAUUAAAUGAUGAUUAGAAUUCCUUUCUAUAGGCCUAUAAGGCAGGUCCAGAAUCCUCUGUUUUUGUGUAAUUAUGUUUGUAAAGUAUAUAUAUAUUCUGCUUAUAUAGAGGCUUAAUCAGCCAUGCUGAUGUCGGCUAUAAAUGCAUGACACCUGCCUGGAUGCUUGUAUGUAGUACUGUAAUAAUGUAAAUAUAUAAAUAUUCUGUCAAGCUGCAGUAGAUUGUUUUUAUAGAAAGUUUCAAUGUGUACAGAACUACUGUGUAUUAUUACCAGGCUAUAUGAAUAUUCUGUGUUCAAAAAGUGUUCAUAUGUACAUAAAGAAAAACAUCUCCCCAGUCUUUUGUACAUUAGUCAGCCAGAAUAUAUGUUAAAGGGAGAUUACCAUGUAUAUUGAGCUAUGUAAGGGAGGUAAUCCUGUAUAGAUUGUAUAGUAAGAGAGAUAUGAAAGAGAACUGUACGAGAUGAUAACAAGGUAAUAUUCUAUAAAAUAAAACAAACUGUUGUGAUAUUAUCAUA